AUGUGGGAGUUUUUGAUAAGUAAUAACUAUGAGGUCUUCGGAGUAGAUCAAUUCAAAUAAAGAUUUAUUGAGGAUCUAAGAGAUGAAGUGGUCUAGCUAAAUAGAAUUGGCAAAAAUGCUUCUUAGUCUAUGCAAUAUCUUAGAAAUUCAUUUAAUGGAUUAGCAUUGAUACUUGAAUGGUAUGAAUGGCAUUCAAAUACUGGUAAAGGCUUCAAAUAUUCUUAGAAACCUGUCAAGUUAAAUAGUAAAGCUUCAAAUGAUAGCUUACCAAACUAAUUUCUAAAAAAUUUAAGUAAUCUGUAAAUUCAGGCUCCAAGUGAAAGUGAAUAAGAUAACUAAGAUAAAGGUAAUCCAGCUAAAUUUUUAGAGGAAGAGAAAGAAAUUAAAAUUUAGAAUGGAAAAUUAGAUAAGAUUUAUACGAUUAAUUAAUCUUAUGUGAGGUUUUAAUAUAUAGGUCUUGCAACUAUCUAAGGUCCGAUAGAUGAUAAGUUUAAAAUAUAAGAUAUGCCAGAUCUAUUUUAUAUUCAAGAUAAUAAUAUUAAGUACUUAUGCUUUGGUGGAGAUAAGCAUGCCCUUAUCAAUCAUCACUAUUAAAAGUAUUUGACUUCUAAACAAUACUUUGAUUUCUCAUUACAAACUUAGGUAAAGGUUACAAUUUUAAAACAACAAAAUGAGAUUUAAUCUAAUUUCUACUUUUGUAUAGAAUAAGACAAAUUAAGAGUUAUUAUUGUCGAGUAAUUAGAUCAUGAUAGAGAUAACUCAAUCUAUAUUGAUAUUUAAAUACCAUAGUCUCGUUAACCUGAGCUAGAAAUUGAGGUAUUGGGUCCGAGAUAAUGGCAGUAUUUUAUAAAUGAUGAAUUUCAUGAGUUGAUUCUAAUUUAGGAUGAAAGCUUUAAUCCAAUAUUAAACGAGAUAUAUGAUAAUUGUAAAUAGCAAAACGCUGAUUAAACAUUAUGGAUUAUUAGGGGUGAUAGGAAGUAGCUUUAUGGAUGUAUUGCUCCUGAAUGCAAGCCAUUUGCAGUAGAUCCUUUUACUAAAAAUGUAUUUACAUAUUCUUUUAUCCAAGACAAAUAUAUGGAAUAUUGGCAUCUAAUCAAGACAUUUAAAUUCCCUAAGAACCUAGACGAAAAAUAUACCUAAAUUAACGACUUUACUUGUACUGAGAUAUUAGACGAGGAUAGCCUUGAGUUCUAAUAUACAGCAUUUAAAUUCUUAAAAACAUAUACUGGUAGAGACUAGAGAUUAGAUGAAGUUUAAGGAACUGUCUAAAUAAUGAACUAAGAAAUAUCUUAGGUAGAUCUUUCGAGCAUAAAAGAAAUCAAAAAGAUCUAUAAUAAGUAAAUUUAUCAGACAAUUAAAAGUGAACUGAAAAGAAUAAUGAAAAAGCAUCCUUAAAUGUUUGGACUAAAUCUAAUUAAACACUUAUUCCAUGGUACAAGGCAAACAGAUCCAAAAGAUAUCUACUCAUUUGAAAGUGGUUUAGAUAUGAGAUAUGGCAAUGAUGGAGCAAAUGGGGUAGGCUUAUAUUUCGCAGAUAACUCUUAAUAUUCUGCAUAAUAUUCUUACAAAAACAAUUAAGAUAAGUAAAUAUUUAUGUGUACUGUCAUAACUGGCUUAUCUUCUACCUUAGGUGGGGGAUAGGGAGCUCGUUUGCCUGCAGCUAUACCAGGUAAGCAAGGUGCUCUAUAUGAUUCAUUUAAUAAUGGUAACGGUGGACAUUAUGUAAUCUAUGAUAAUCAAAAAUCAUACCCAGGAUAUCUUAUUACUUUUUGA
Stylonychia lemnae is the source of this 1773-nucleotide messenger RNA. NCBI's taxonomy places the organism in Eukaryota, Ciliophora, Spirotrichea, Sporadotrichida, Oxytrichidae. The record is from the annotation of a GenBank genome assembly.